Molecule: messenger RNA, 3860 nt
Organism: Brassica oleracea var. oleracea
Lineage: Eukaryota; Viridiplantae; Streptophyta; Magnoliopsida; Brassicales; Brassicaceae
Product: probable WRKY transcription factor 19
Exons: 6
Coding region: 5-3709 (1234 amino acids)
Biological process (GO): signal transduction; defense response
Molecular function (GO): DNA binding; metal ion binding; ADP binding
Source: RefSeq, a predicted model, not a curated record
GAAGAUGAAUUCGAGGUUAGGAAAUGAGGAUUUGAGAUCUUAUUUUGAAUUAUAUAUUAUUAUCAAAAACCAUUCAAUAAAUCAAGUGGGGUUUAACACGAGGUUGGUGGGUGGAAAUGAUUGGACUAUGAACAGUGGAUCUGAUCUCUUUCUUGCGUCUCUCCUUCUCUUGAUCGAAAGAGAUACGAUUCAGUGUUCUAACAAGUCCUUCUUGAUCGAAACUCUCUCUCUCUCUACCUUCAGUGAGAUGGAGAUUCUCUUCGAGAAAUAUUUGACAACCGCCGAUCUCAGUUGGCUUAACAUAUUUCUCUUUGGCGCCAACGAGGAGGUCGUUGAGUACUUUGGCUUAGCCACCGUCUUCGCUAGAGGCGCUGAAAUGAUCCUUCGAGUACAGGAUGAGGAAGGCAAGCCAUGGGAGUUCGGAUUCUUAGACGUCAACAUCCAAUUCUACCAAUUAACCAACGGUUGGAGUAACUACGUUAAGGAGAAGCAGCUUGGUGUCGGAGACAUUGUUUUCUUGCAGCGAAUUUUCACAGACAGCAGCAGGCUCUUCAUUGGCUUUAGUAGGCGCGAAGCUGCUCUCGACGGCACAUCCUCUGAUAAACUCAAGGAAGUUAACUCUCCUCUCCCGCUAAGAAGUCAUGUGCAUAGCGUUACAGAGUUUGACCCCGUUUUAGUGUUUUCCUGUGCUGCAAACCAGGAGUCCGGGGAGAGAUACUUCAUCAGCUACAUCUCCACAGAGUUGUGUCUCCGUGGCUUCACCCCUUUGAUAUAUGAUCUAACAAGGGGCACAUUGACUGGGUGUCUGGAGCUGCCACACAGAUCACGGGUUGGUAUUAUUAUUUUCUCCAACAACUAUGCUUCUUCUAGACAGUGCCAGGAUAAUUUUGUGGCAAUAAUGGACCAUUCGAAAGCAAACAGCCUUGUGCUUCUUCCAGUGUUUUUUAAAGUGAAGGUUACAGACAUUAGAGGCCAAAGUGGCUCGUUUGGAAGAGCAUUCUCACAGCUUGAGAAUUCAAUUCAGGCAUCCCAAGUUCCCACCUUCACCUUCAUCGAUAAACAUCAGUAUAUGAAAGGGGGAGAGGUUAUACUUGCCAAAAAUAUUGUUAGCAAUGUCUGUUUGCUGCUCAGUUCUGAAAAUAACAUGAAACUAAGAGGAAGGCUUCAAAUGAAUAGUGUAUUGUCUUUACUAUAUUGUUCUCAAUCCUCAGCCCCACAUAUUGUUGGACUUUGGGGUAUGGCUGGCAUAGGGAAAACAACCAUCGCUAGAGAAAUUUUCAGAACACAAGCUGAUAGAUAUGACGUCUGCUACUUUCUGCCAGACUUCCAUAUAGCGUGUCAAAUGAGAGGACUGAGUCAUCUGCGUGAUGAAUUCUUCUCAAAAAUCUAUGGGGAAGAAAAGGUUACUGUAGACGCAUGUGAUACAAAACUAAGUUUCCUAAGGGAUAGGUUCCUUAGUAAAAAGGUUCUCGUUGUUCUUGAUGGCGUGAGUAGUGCUAGAGAUGCAGAAUUUUUGGUUGGAGGGUUUGGCUGGUUUUCUGGCGGACAUACACUCAUCUUAACAUCUAGAAAUAGGCAAGUUCUUAUACAGUGUACCGCUAAAGAGAUUUACGAAAUCCAGAAACUAUCCGAGCAUGAAUCUCUUCACGUAUGCUCACAGUUUGCCGCUGUACAAAAUUGGAAGGAAAGAACGUCGUUGGUCUCUGAGCUGGUGAACUACGCUAGUGGGAUACCACUGGCUCUGCGUGCCUUAGGUUCGUCCUUACAAAAUAACUGCAUUGUCGGUGAGAAGCAACAUCUGAAAACAUUGCGUCAACAUCCUCUAGUUGAGAUUCAGGAUGCAUUUAAGAGAAGUUUUGAUGUACUAGAUGGCAACGAGAAGCACAUAUUUUUGGACCUUGCAUGUUUUUUCCGAGGGGAGAAUAAAGAUUAUGUAGUGAGCAUCCUUGAUGCUUGCGGUUUUUUUACAGAUUUAGGAAUCUAUGGUCUCAUCGAUGAGUCUCUCAUCAGCCUUGUAGGUAACAGAAUAGAAAUGCCCAACAUUUUUCAAGACACGGGUCGAUUUGUUGUUUGUCAAGAAAAUAAUGAGACAGGGAAGCGUAGCAGAUUGUUGGAUCCUACUGACAUUGUUGAUGUGCUGACCAACAACUCCGGAACAGAAGCAAUUGAAGGCAUAUUUCUCGAUGCAUCUGGCUUAACAUUUGAGCUGAGUACUACUGCUUUUGAGAAGAUGUACAGACUUAGAUUGCUCAAGCUCUACUGUCCAACUUCUGAAAACCAUUGCAAGGUAAGUCUACCUCAAGGCCUUUACUCUUUGCCUGAUGAGCUACGUCUACUCCACUGGGAACGAUAUCCUCUAGGAUCCUUACCUCGGAACUUCAAUCCUAAAAAUAUCGUAGAACUGAACAUGCCCUAUAGCAACAUGACAAGACUAUGGAAGGGAACAAAGAAUCUUGAGAGGUUGAAGAGGAUCAUUCUGAGUCACUCCCGACAGUUGACUAAAUUCCCAAGGCUUUCAAAGGCCAAAAACCUUGAGCUUAUUGAUCUUGAAGGAUGUACGAGUCUGGUUAAGGUUAACUCAUCUAUUCUUCAUCAUCAAAAGCUUACUUUCUUGAGUCUGAAAGACUGUUCACGUUUGCGAAGUAUGCCUGCCACGGUUCAUUUAGAAGCUCUUAAAGUUCUUAAUCUAUCUGGCUGCUCAGAGCUCGAGGAUCUUCAGGAUUUCUCACCAAACCUUAGUGAGCUAUAUCUCGCUGGGACUGCCAUUACAGAAAUACCAUCUUCAAUAGGUGGUCUCACUAGACUUGUUACACUAGAUCUGGAGAAUUGUAAUAGACUUCAGCAUCUGCCACCAGAGAUAAGUAACCUGAAAGCUGUGGUCAGUCUUAGCGCAAAACGUCCUGCAUCUUCCAAGGAAUCAAGGGAUCUUGCUAGCUUUGUGGAUGUGGCACCACCAUAUAGAAGAUAUCGGUUGAAGAGAUGUAUUGAAGCUGUUAUUCUGAGCUUAAGAAAAAGGAAGCGAGAAAAGAUUUUCUCUAUAGCCACAAACCUUUCUGAGGUUAUGCGUGCCUCGGUCUCUACCUGGGGAUUCUUUGGUUUACCAGAAAGACCCGGCGAACCUGAAUGCGCAUAUUACAUGAAGACAGGAGGCUGCAAAUUCGGUAGUGACUGUAAAUUUCACCAUCCGAGACACAGAGAAACUCAUAUCCCAGGUUUAAGCUCCUUUAGCCACCCAUUACGACCAGGAAAUCCUGUGUGUGCCUCGUAUUAUUACACUGGAAACUGCAGCUCGGGUGCUACUUGUAUGUUUGAUCACCCAUCGUCGAUACCGACUCACAGGGACACAUCUUUCGUGGCUUCCUUGACACCAAACUUGAAUCCGCGAGGAUUUUCAUCUUCAAUUGGAGAUUCAUCAAGUGAGCUUGUGGAAGCAGCAACUAAGAAACGGAGAAUACACCAUAACACAUCUCCCAUGGUUUCUGAGACACCGCUCUUGAAUCUGCGAGGAUUUGUUUCUUCAAUUGGAGAUGCAUCAAGUAAGCUUGUGGAAGCACCAACUUCGAAAGUAAGAAUAGCAGCACGUAAGAAACAACGAAUACACAAGAACACAACUUCCAUGGCUUCUGAGACGCCACAUUUGAAUCCCCCAGAACUUUCUUCUUCUCCUGGAGCUUUAUCAAGUGAACAUGUGAAGCAGAACAAGGAUUAAGUGCAAAGCUUUUGUCACAUCAAAACGUGCAAGGAUUUGAUGAUUAUUGAUGAAGAACCAGUUUGUAAGCACCAUUCCUUUGUAUUAUUCUACAGAGAUUAACAAAACAAUAACAGUUACCAAAUACACUAUGAAAACUAUAUAUAUAUAU